Molecule: messenger RNA, 3869 nt
Organism: Branchiostoma belcheri (Belcher's lancelet)
Lineage: Eukaryota; Metazoa; Chordata; Leptocardii; Amphioxiformes; Branchiostomatidae
Exons: 3
Coding region: 509-3298 (929 amino acids)
Source: RefSeq, a predicted model, not a curated record
GGACUCAUUCCAACACAAACAGUCGAGAGCAGAAAAGAAUGGCGCGGACUUAGUCGGAUGAAGAAACUAUUUUGACAACAACGUUUAGGCUUGGACCAAGGUCUUAACAGAAGGCGCUUAUUAUUAAGAAGCUGGCUACAAGAACAUACCAGGGAUUUCACCGGAUAAGCUUUGCGUGGGUUGAGUCACCACAGGAAAUACUUGAGUAAGGAACGCACCUGUAACUCACAGAGGGUAUUCAGAAAGAGUUGCCAAAAGUUGGUUGGUUAUCGUCGGAAAUGGUCGUUUAACACUUUCAAGGAUGGCAACUGAGCCAUAAUUUUGUGUUACGCAGUGUUUGGAGGUUGUUCCAAGCCAGAAUGACCACGAAGUCGUCAGUUAAAAGUGCUUAUUAGGUGGACAAUGGCUCUGGUUGUUUACGGGUAAAAUUGCGGACGGGUAAACCACAGAAUCCGGCUGAACUUUCCACUGAACGGUCACGAACAACUUUGUGUCAGAGAGAACCAAGAUGGCGAAGUGCUGUGCGAGUUGUUGGUACGAUCGCUGUUGUUGGUUCUUCGGGCUCUUCACGUCUAUAUUCGGAGGAAUCUCGAUUUUCUUCGGGGUCGGAGCUCUGAUGUACUGGAACAACCCCGACUUGAUCGACGAGUUUGCUAUCCCGAUCUGGGUCGGCGUUUUUUUGGUUUGUAUUGGAGGCCUCCUUAUGGCAAACAACAAGUGUAAAAGAUGGGAAGACAUCAACAAAGAGUACCUGGAGGAACUUGAAAUGAAACUAAUGCCAGAAGAGGAGAAGCCUACCACCAAGAGAGCUGAAAGUUUCAGUCGACUGUUUAAAUCCAUGUCUAAGUUGUCUCUUCGCGGCGAUGGAAAGAAUAAAGCUCCUCAGCAGUCUGAGAGACAGAUCUUUGACAGGCUGGACGUUUUGCGGAAGGAAAAAGAAAGUAGCAGUCGACAAGGAUCACCUUCUCCUUCAAAGUCUCGUCGCGACAAAAUCAGACAACAGGCAAAAUACGAACUGCUGAACGAGCAGGAAGACCAAAAACUACACUUGAGUCCGUCGUGGUACUCUGAUCUUAACUGUUUGACGGACGAAGAUAUGAAUAAGAGUCAAGAUAAGAUGAGAAACAAAAGGCUCAAGGCGACUCCCGAUUGUGUUAACGAUGAAAGAAACGGAAUGGGAAGUGAACAGCUUGGAAGCGAAUAUCAUUCGCCCGAUGAGUGUACCAGUGAGAAGCAAGCAAUAGAUAAAAGACGAGGUUCAAAGGUAAACAGGAGACACCGUGACACAUCUGGCAAUGUUGAUGAGUUUGAGAUGCUAGUAAUAGAACAGGACACCAAACCAGAUCAUUCGACUCCCACAUCAAGAAGAAGCCGACAAAAAAGAAAACAUGGAGCAAACAGCGACCAAGGAGAACGGCUUGGGGAUGACGAAAUUGUCUUGAAGUCUAGUGGUUUACGCAGGAAAGACAUGAGACCAGAGUACAGGCGGUCAUUUUCCGAAGGCUGUCGUGAUACAGGUAGCAUUUCGAACAUUGGUGAUGAGAGUACGACCGAAAAGAGACUCCAAAAUAAAAGACACCUUUCCUUGGAUCCUAAUGCCAAUGCAUAUCACGCGGCAGGCAACUUUCUUGAGGUACCUCGAGCGAGAGGAAGACGAAAGAAGCGGGCAGGAAGUGAUCUUGAGAUGAAAUUGGAAGAAAUGUACCGACAGGAUUCCAGAAGUCUUCCAGGAACACCAGAAGGACGACGAAGGGCGUCACGCCAGCAAACUGACAUCCCUCUCUACACGAAAAGUCUUCCCGGUACACCAGAAGCAAGAAGGCGCGUCUCAAACGCACUAGACUAUCAUGAUCAUGUUGACUCUACUACACUCAACUUCUACCAGAAGUCAAGUAGGUUUGGAGGAGUCAAACAGAAAUCCCCGAGUCAAAGAUCCGUGAACAGCAUGGCCGAAUAUCAGAAGCGAUCCCUUGAUAAGUUCAUGAUUCCUGCGUUUAUGGAACAGCAGGAUAGUGCCACUGAGCCUGACUAUUUUACCACUAAAAGCUUAGACAGAAAGCAGCGGAGAUCUCGACAUAGGUCACAGCCUUUGCCGAUGUCAGCAAAAACGGGAAGUAGCAGGGAACGCUCUAUCCCCGACAUUGUCAUUUCACAGGAAGGAAUCGGUAGCCAUCUUAACCCCGAUCAAAACAUGGCUGAGUCGCAGCAUUUUGCUUCGCCUAACGCAUACAACGAAAUGGCCGUACGACCAAAGGGGUCACCUCGUACUGGUUGCAUGCCUGUACGUUCUACAAGUCCUAAGAGGUCGCCUAGACAGUCACCUAUUCAAGGACGCCGGAGCACUGAGCCAGCACUGAGAGGACUAGAGUCUCUGAAGAGUUACAGAGAUUCUUUUGAAGCUGACGGAUACAGCAGUGAGGCGUUAGAGGUAGAUAUCUAUGACCACAUGGUGAGAGAAAGGAUGAGGAAAUUCAAGGGAAACAUCACAGAGCCCAAGGUCAUUUUCCCAACCCGCAAACGCCAUCGCACCUGUCCGACUGCGUCGCCUGCAACGCGCCGGCGGUACAUGGAUGAAAUACAGCGGUCGCCUUUCUUUGGCUUACAAGAAGCAGGAGAUGAUUUGGACAACGUGUAUGCCAACAGUUUUGCGCCAAGGAAGCAAAGCCUUCCGCCAUAUUUGAACUCGGACAGAAGACAACGAAGAACGCCGGGAAAACACAGAAAACCAAGCAUUCCAUAUCUCGAGUCAUAUUCCUCAGAGUCCGAGGGAGAAGAAGUAACCAGUUUGCUUGGCUCGAGGAUCGCGCUGAACUUUCGUGGUGGGAAGAGUUCGAGGACAGUUUCUCCAUCAGACUCCUUGGGGAGCCUCGGACGAAACCCUGCUACUCCACCAGAAUCCAAGAUGGCGGCGCGGAACAAGAAAGCAAAGCAUCAUGGGAGAAAUGUAGACGGGGGACUGAGCAUGUCGGAACCCACGCGUAAGAAGAAGGCUUGGUCUCCAAAGUUGGUGUCUGACAUGUAUGAAACUUCCGGACAAGAAAACAGCGCAACAGAGAGCGAAACCUUCCCACCAACGACAUGGGAGACCGAACCGUCACCAGGAAAAAAGAACAACGACUUCUCGAAUAAUGUAUACUCGGAUGAGGGCGAAAUCAGGCUUCUCUACCACUCAAAUAACGAGGAUGCUGCCUACGUGAAAAAUAAUGACGGAAAAGUGGGCAACUCGCGGGCACACGUGCUUCUCAACGACGACAAAGAAGGUGUCAUGGUAGUUAUGGUGAAGAGGAGAGAUACUUAGCUGUAAGGGGAGGGGGGUAGUGAGUUGAUACGGGAAAAGGGAAGAAAUUAAUUUUGCAACAUCUAAUCGUUGCAAUAUCAUUUCUGUAAAGACAUCUAUCUAUAACGGAAACAUGAACUUUUGGAUUGGAGACAAACAAUGGAGUAACUACCUCAUAAUCUAUACCAUUGUAUUUAUUGGUACCGGUAUUGGUAUUCAUAUCUUGUCGACGUGAUUUAAGCUUUGUUCAAAUUUGUUCAAAUACGUUAGGUUGCUUAAUUCUGUUAAAUACACCACGAUAAUACCAGUCUCAUAAUGUUAAUUCGCUGUUAGUUUCUUUGAGAUUACAUUCUGAGGUUGGUCUUUAUUGCUUUGCAAGCUAGAAUUAUUCAUUUGUAUCGUUAUAAUUUUUCUUGCUUGGAAAUAAAGGUAUGGUGACUUAUUCAAUUAGCUUGUACUUUGUACCGACUGGAAGUGCAGUAUUUCUCUGUUACGCCAUGAGGCGCUUUAACGCUAAUGCCAUACAUACAGACACUGGGCAAUCAAUACACGUAUGGACGUCCGAUGCAAUUUCAGGGUGGGAAGACAAGAA